UAUAUUAGACCCCUAUAACAUCAUUUACAUGUCAUUUUCAUUCUUGUGUGUGCACAAUUAUUUAUUGUACAACAUACUGUAUAAGAAUGUCGUGCAUUAUGGGACUAUUACAGUAUGAAAAGAAGUCAGAAUAUUAAAGAUUUCUUCGCAAGGAAGAAAUCUAAGAUAGAGCCAGAGCAGGGGCAGAGCAGUCAGUCACAGGAUGAGAGCCAGCCUUCAGCCUCAGCUGUACACAUUGAGUCACCCUCAACAUCACAUACACAUCAGGGUGUGUCCAGUGCUGAGGUUCUUGCAGGCCAUCCACAGGGGGAUAGUGGUGUGGAAGCCUCUUAUAGCCAGCCGGGACCUAUUGAAUCAGGUGAAGAUUCUUGUGAUGAGGGCCCUUCACCAUCACACAUGCAGCAUAGUGUGUCCAGUGCUGAGGUUCUUGCAGGCCAUCCACAGGGGGAUAGUGGUGUGGGAGCCUCUUAUAGCCAGCCGGGACCUAUUGAAUCAGGUGAAGAUUCUUGUGAUGAGGGCCCUUCACCAUCACACAUGCAGCAUAGUGUGUCCAGUGCUGAUGUUCUUGCAGGCCAUCCACAGGGGGAUAGUGGUGUGGGAGCCUCUUAUAGCCGGCCCGGACCUAUUGAUAUUUCACAGUCAAGAGCAACAGGACCCACUCAACCCCAGUUAAAGCUGUAUCCAAAAACCAUGCAAGGGGAGAAGAGGAGGGCGUUCAAUCCAUCCUGGUACAACAGGUUUUCAUGGCUUGAGUACUCAAUAAUGAAAGACUCAACGUACUGCUAUGCAUGCAGGCAGUUCUCUUUGCCUAGCACGUCAGAAUCUGUGUUCACCUCAGAAUCCGGCUUUUCACAUUGGAAAAAAGCAAUGUAUAAAGAUGCUGGCUUUAAGUUGCAUGAAAAAUCAGAUUCUCACAUUACUUCCAUGUUAGCUUGGAGUGAACACAAGAGGGCUGCACUUACAGAUGCUUCUGUAUUAAACAUGAUCAACAAAGAGUACAAAAAGAAGGUCGAAGAGAAUCGCAGUUACAUUAAAACUGUUGCAGA
Molecule: messenger RNA, 1046 nt
Organism: Cyprinodon tularosa
Lineage: Eukaryota; Metazoa; Chordata; Actinopteri; Cyprinodontiformes; Cyprinodontidae
Exons: 8
Coding region: 203-673 (156 amino acids)
Source: RefSeq, a predicted model, not a curated record